Messenger RNA from Prunus armeniaca (apricot), 249 nucleotides. The record is from the annotation of a GenBank genome assembly. NCBI's taxonomy places the organism in Eukaryota, Viridiplantae, Streptophyta, Magnoliopsida, Rosales, Rosaceae.
AUGGAGGUUAGGAUCAAAGCCCACAAAUUGACAGAAGCGAUUCAAGUGCUGGACCACUUGAUAAAGCUCGAACCUGAAGACUAUGAGUGGCAAUUGCUGAAAGCCAAUGCUCAUAGCUACAUGGGUGAGUUUGAACUCGCUACUAGUAAGUUCGAGGAGAUUUUGGCCGAAGACCCUUUGCGAGUCGAGGCCUAUCAUGGUCUUGUGAUGUUAGCUUGCAAUCCGCCGAGAAACUGGAGAAUGUGGUGA